Molecule: messenger RNA, 1185 nt
Organism: Trichoderma gamsii
Lineage: Eukaryota; Fungi; Ascomycota; Sordariomycetes; Hypocreales; Hypocreaceae
Product: GTP-dependent nucleic acid-binding protein engD
Exons: 4
Coding region: 1-1185 (394 amino acids)
Cellular component (GO): cytoplasm
Molecular function (GO): ATP hydrolysis activity; GTP binding; ATP binding
Source: RefSeq, a predicted model, not a curated record
AUGCCUCCCAAGAAGGCGGUUGUCGAGGAGAAGAUUCCUCUGGGCAGGCCCGGCAACAACUUGAAGAGUGGCAUUGUCGGUCUCGCCAACGUCGGCAAAUCUACCCUCUUCCAAGCCAUCACAAAGUGCAAUCUUGGCAACCCAGCUAACUUUCCCUACGCCACAAUCGAGCCCGAAGAAGCUCGCGUCAUUGUGCCCGAUGAGCGAUUCGACUGGCUGGUUGAGAAAUACAAGCCCAAGUCUGUCGUUCCCGCCAACUUGACCGUCUACGAUAUUGCCGGUCUGACUCGCGGUUCUUCCACCGGAGCUGGUCUCGGAAACUCUUUCCUUUCCCACAUCCGUGCUGUCGAUGCCAUCUUCCAAGUUGUUCGAUGCUUCGACGACGCUGAGAUUAUCCACGUCGAGGGUGAUGUCAACCCCACUCGUGAUCUGGACAUUAUCAGCGAGGAGCUGAGACUCAAGGAUAUUGAGUUUGUGGAGAAGGCUCUUGAGAACCAGAAGAAGAAGACCCGCAUGGGUGGCCAGAGUCUUGAGCUGAAAAAGGCUAAGAUUGAGCAGGAGAUGAUUGAGAAGGUCCUGGCCUGGCUUCAGGACGGCAAGGAGGUCCGCAAGGGCAACUGGACCCCCAAGGAGAUUGAGGUCAUCAACCCUCUCUUCCUGCUGACGGCCAAGCCCGUUGUCUACCUCGUCAACUUGUCUGAGAAGGACUACAUCAGAAAGAAGAACAAGUACCUCCCCAAGGUCGCCGAGUGGAUCAAAGAGCACGCCGAGGGCGACCCUAUCAUCCCCAUCUCAGUCUCAUUCGAGGAGCGUCUGACCCGCUACGAGACCGAGGAGGAGGCCAAGGAGGAGCAGAAGAAGGUUGGUGCCGAGUCUGCCCUGCCCAAGCUGAUUGUGCAGAUGCGCAAGGCGCUCCAGCUGGGCAGCUUCUUCACAACGGGAACCGAUGAGGUCCGCCAGUGGACCAUCCGCACCGGCACCAAGGCUCCCCAGGCUGCUGGUGUCAUCCACACCGACUUUGAGAAGACGUUUAUCCAGGCCAUCGUCUACAACUAUAGCGUCCUCAAGGAGCUUGGUGACGAAGCCGAGGUCAAGGCCAAGGGUAAGGUCAUGACCAAGGGUAAGGAAUACGUAGUGGAGGAUGGUGACAUUCUGCUCAUCAAGGCCGGUGCUGCCAAGAGCUAG